CGGCGUCAUGGCGGCCGUGGAGAGCUUCGUGAGCCGCCAGCUGGAGCUGCUGGAGCAGGAGCGGGAGGCGGAGCUGCAGGAGAAGAGGGCCUGGCAGGAGAGCGUCUCCCCGAAGGAGCUGCAGCGCCGGGGGGUCUGCCUGCUAAAGCUGCAGGUAGCGAGCCAGCGGACAGGGCUGUAUGGAAGGCUGCUCGUGGUUCUGGAGCCCAGAAAAUGGGACCCUGGGGCCACCCUGCCCUGCAACAGCUUCGGGCCUGGUGACAUCGUGGGGUUGUACGAGAGCGCUCACGAGGCGGCCCCUCUGCUUGCCACCGGCAUCCUCACGCAGAUCACGCAGCGGUCUGUGACCGUGGCCUUUGACGAAUCCCAGGAGGGCGCGCUGGCUGUGGAUCCGGGCGGCCUCUACCGGCUGCUCAGGCUGGCCAAUGACAUCACGUAUAAGCGGCUCAGAAGAGCUCUGAACGCCCUAAACCAGUAUCACGCGGGUCCGGCCGCGCCUCUCAUCGACGUUCUCCUCUGCGCUUCUGAGCCGAGCAGUCCGGCUCCAACACAACCGCUGACGUUCUGCAACGGCUCCCUGGACACAUCACAGAAAGAGGCCGUUGGCUUUGCCCUGGCCCAGAAAGAGCUGGCCAUCAUCCACGGCCCACCUGGCACCGGCAAGACCACGACAGUGGUGGAGAUUGUGCUGCAAGCCGUACGACAGGGUCUGAAGGUCCUGUGCUGUGCCCCUUCCAACAUUGCUGUGGACAACCUGGUGGAGAGGCUGGCUGCGCAGAAGCUGAGGGUCCUCCGCCUCGGGCACCCUGCGCGCCUUCUGGACGCCAUCCAGCACCACUGCCUCGAUGCGGUCUUGGCCCGCAGUGACCAGGCCCAGAUUGUGGCGGAUAUCCGGAAGGACAUUGACCAGGUGAAAAGCAAGAAGACCCUGGAGAAGAGAGACAAUAGCUAUGGUCGCAGUGAGCUCAAGCUGCUGAGGAAAGAGCUGAGAGAGAGAGAAGAAGCCGCCAUGCUCAGAAGCCUCUCUUGGGCUGAUGUCAUCCUGGCCACAAACACGGGCGCAUCCUCUGAUGGCCCGUUGAAGCUGCUCCCUGACGAUCACUUUGAUGUGGUGGUGAUCGACGAGUGUGCUCAGGCCUUGGAAGCCAGCUGUUGGAUCCCCCUGCUGAAGGCCAGAAAGUGCAUCCUGGCUGGAGACCACCAGCAGCUGCCCCCCACCAUCGUGUCCCACCAAGCUGCCAAAGGGGGUCUGUCCCUCAGCUUGAUGGAGCGCCUGAUUGAGAGCCACGGGGAGAGGGUCGUGAGAAUGCUGACGGUCCAGUACCGCAUGCACCAGGCCAUCAUGCAGUGGGCCUCGGAGGAGCUGUACCGCGGACAGCUCACUGCCCACCCCUCAGUGGCCGGCCAUCUUCUGAAGGACCUGCCAGGGGUCACUCCCACAGGAGAGACGAGCAUCCCCCUGCUGCUCGUCGACACUGCCGGCUGUGGCCUGUCGGAGCUGGAGGACGAGGAUGAGCAAUCCAAGGGGAACCCAGGUGAGGUCCGGAUUGUCAGUUUGCACAUCCAGGCGUUGGUGGACGCUGGAGUCCGAGUAGGUGACGUCGCUGUCAUUGCUCCCUACAACCUGCAGGUGGACCUGCUCAGGCAGCAGCUUUCCCCUAAAUAUCCACAACUGGAGAUCAAAUCUGUAGAUGGUUUUCAAGGAAGAGAGAAGGAGGCGGUCAUCUUGUCCUUCGUGCGAUCCAACCGGAAGGGUGAGGUCGGUUUUCUGGCGGAGGACCGAAGGAUCAACGUGGCGGUCACUCGUGCCCGGCGCCACGUCGCCAUUGUCUGUGAUUCCCGAACCAUCAGCAACGACGCCUUCUUGAAGAAGCUGGUGGAUUAUUUCACUCUGAGAGGCGAAGUCCGCACAGCCUUCGAGUACCUCGAUGACAUUGUCCCCGACAAUUACUCCCACGAAGGCUCUCGGGGCCCUGGCCGGGCGGGCAGGAAGCCCAGGGACCCCGCUCAGCCCGGCCCCAGACCAUGCCAGGAAAGCCAGGAGGCCCGAGGGGCCCGGAAGUCCGGCAGAAGCAGGCCCACACCAGAGGGCCCCGGGGUCAGGGGUGGGGGCCGGCCUGAGGGCACUGGGGACCUCUUCAGAGCCAUGAUCGUGGACUUCCUGGAGAGCACCAGGACCCUGCUUGAGUUCCCCACGUCCCUGAAUGCCCAUGACAGGAUGCUGGUCCAUCAGCUGGCCGAGGAGCACGGGCUAAAGCACGAGAGCAUUGGCGAAGGGAAGGAGAGAUACAUCUCUGUGCACAAAAAGGGAGCCCCCACCACAGCUACCGCGGCCACCACUCCUACUGCCACUGCCACCCCUGCCACGGCUGCCGCUACCACCACCCCUGCUGCCAACCCUGCCACCACCACCACCACGACAGCCACCAUGGCACCGCCUCCGACAGGGACAGAGAGUGGAGGGCAGGAGCUUCAGCCCGGGUGCCUGGCCCAGGGUGAACAGGGCCUUCACAGCAGCCCUGGGGACAGUCUGAAUCAGAAAGCUCUGCACUGGGAAAGAGGACAGAGGGAGAAAGCUGGGCCUGGCCAGUUGGCCAGGGAACGCCAAGAUGCUGCUGGCUCUGGGGCACCCAAGGUGUCAGGAAGGAAGAAGGGAAAAGAGAGGAGAGGCCGCCCGGGAGAGAAUCGCGCAGCGGAGGAAGACUUUGACGCUUUGGUCUCCGCCGCCAUCAAGGCUGAUAACACCUGUGCAUUCCCCAGGUGCCGAGCCAGCGUGGCGACCUUGGGCCAGCUCUGCCCACACUGCGGUCAGCGCUUCUGCCUCAGCCAUCACAUCCCCGAGGUCCAUGGAUGUGGUGAGAAAGCGCGAGCAUACGCCCGACAGAGGAUUAGCAGAGAGGGGGUCCUAUAUGCCGGCAGCGGGACAAAGAACAAUUCUGCCGACCCUGUGAAGAGGGUCCAUCUCCAGAAGAGGCUGGAUCAAAAGCUCGUGGAGCUGAGCAGCCAGAGGAAAAGCAAAAAAAAGGAUAAGGGCAAGUGAGGAGUGGGGUCUUUGGGGCAGCUCCCCACCCCCAGCAUCCCUCUUGGGCCCCCACCCGCGGAGCGGGCCCCACUGAGGACCCUGGGCAGCGGGUGCUGGCGUUGACGUGGGGCGACAGGGUCCAGCUGGACCUGGGGCGUGUGGGUGUGUGUGGGUGUGUGUGUGGGUAUGU
Messenger RNA from Vombatus ursinus (common wombat), 3212 nucleotides. RefSeq names its product immunoglobulin mu DNA binding protein 2 (gene IGHMBP2). Gene Ontology annotation, molecular function: zinc ion binding; 5'-3' DNA helicase activity; RNA binding. The transcript is spliced from 15 exons. The record is from RefSeq and is a predicted model, not a curated record. NCBI's taxonomy places the organism in Eukaryota, Metazoa, Chordata, Mammalia, Diprotodontia, Vombatidae. The coding region runs from base 8 to 3040 and encodes 1010 amino acids.